Molecule: messenger RNA, 195 nt
Organism: Vanrija pseudolonga
Lineage: Eukaryota; Fungi; Basidiomycota; Tremellomycetes; Trichosporonales; Trichosporonaceae
Exons: 1
Coding region: 1-195 (64 amino acids)
Source: RefSeq, a predicted model, not a curated record
AUGAUCAACUGGUUCUUCGCCAUCGCUCCCUUCGCAUGGCUCGCAUCGGUCGCGGCUCAAACUUCCAACCCCAGUUUCCUCGGAUGCAUGAGCCUUUUCUGGUGGAAUGUGGAUCCCCAGUAUUUUGAUUUCCCCACCCAGUGGUGGGACGAGAACAUCCCGGAUGAUUCGCCCGCAGGAUGCCAGGCGAGCUGA